CUGAUCAUAUUUUUUUAUCAGUCACCACAAAAUAGAGUUGCGAUUCUCCCGCAAUUCCCCAGCAGAUAACAAUGGCGGUGCUGACUGUAUUCUCCCCGCCAACCAACCCUUCUCUGCUUACGCCAUCACCCUCCUCACUCUCCAUUUCCUAUUAUUUUAAUAACAAUGACUGUACAGAUUGGUAUUGUCUGCACAAGAAUAAUUCUAAAUGGGCUCCAUUUUCCACGACUCCCCUAGUUUCUAAGCAGAGAACAAAGGCAAGAGCUAAAUCAAAGCUAUGCUUGAUGCAGUCCCGGAUGAUGCCCGAGUCCUCAAGUUCAUCAGGCAGUGGAUGCUCAUGGAUGACGGACAACUCUUCUGUUCAAGAUAAAAUUGCUGGUCAUGGGAUGAGGGAAGGUCCAUUGCAUUCAGUGUUUCCUACAAAACCGGCGGAAGUAUCUUCUGUGAAGGACCUCUUUGAUUUUAUAUGCGGCGGUCCUCUUAUUGACAAAGUCGGCUUGACCUCAGACAAGGUGGCUGAAUCCAUCGACAAGUGGGUAGUAUAUGGAUCACAGCUUUGCCGAUUGUUUAAGCUAAAUGAACUUUAUCUCACGGAACCACAAAAAGUUCGGAUCUACCAUUACUACAUACCAGUCUUCAUGUGGUGUGAACAGGAAAUCUCUCGUCAUAAUUCCAAGUUCAAAGACGAAGAUGAUAUCCCCCCUCUAGUGAUCGGUUUCAGUGCACCACAAGGUUGUGGAAAAACUACACUCGUUUUUGCCCUGGAUUUCCUCUUCCGUAUAAAUGGGAGGAAGACUGCAACUAUAUCUAUUGAUGACUUUUAUCUGACAGCAGAGGGUCAGGCGAAACUGAGAGAAAGCAAUCCUGGAAAUGCGCUCCUAGAGUUCCGUGGAAAUGCUGGAAGCCAUGAUCUCUCAUUGUCCAUUGAGACACUGACAUCCCUAAGCAAAUUAACUAGAGAAGGCACAAAAAUGAAGCUUCCUCGAUAUGACAAAUCCGCAUAUAGCGGUCGAGGUGACAGGGCUGAUCCUUCGACAUGGCCGGAGGUAGAAGGCCCUUUAACGGCUGUUCUAUUUGAGGGUUGGAUGCUCGGGUUUAAGCCUGUUCCAGUAGAUGUUGUGAAGGCUGUAGAUCCACAGCUGGAGAUCAUUAACAAAAACUUGGAAACUUAUUUUGACGCGUGGGACAAGUUCAUCAAAUCAUGGAUAGUAAUCAAGAUUCAGGAUCCCAGUUGUGUCUAUCAGUGGCGAUUACAGGCCGAGAUCGCUAUGAGGGCUGAUGGAAAACCUGGAAUGUCCGACGAGGAGGUUUUGGAUUUCGUUUCAAGAUACUUGCCGGCAUACGAAGCAUACCUUCCAACCCUUUAUGCCGAAGGACCAAAUGGAUCGGAUCCGGAGCAUUUACUCGUUGUCGAGAUUGACGAGGGCAGGAACCCCAUUCUCGCCAACUAGAAUUUAGAGAGAGGCUUCCAGUUUAAUCUUAAUUUUUGUAUGUAAAUUAAUUUCUUUGAUUCUUUUUCACCAAUGAAACAGUUAUCUCAUGUCCAAAUUCUGAUGGUUCAAGAAAUACAGAGCGACCCUGCUGUCUGAAA
Messenger RNA from Sesamum indicum (sesame), 1591 nucleotides. Its product is annotated as P-loop containing nucleoside triphosphate hydrolases superfamily protein. The record is from RefSeq and is a predicted model, not a curated record. Lineage: Eukaryota; Viridiplantae; Streptophyta; Magnoliopsida; Lamiales; Pedaliaceae.